CAUCCACGAUGCCCCAUUGCGAAGCAAGUAGCGUACGCCCUGACCCAGAAUCGACCCCCUGCCGUGCCUGGUACGAUGGCAACUUCACGAUUUGGUGGUUGAUCGGCGCCUUACUGGGCCUCUGGUUCACCUUGUACAAGGGAUUGGGGAUUGUCGUUGGUUUGUUGCCACCAUCGAAUGGCAUCCCCGUCGGCCCAGUGUUUGCCAUGCACUUGGUCACUUCAAUCCUGUUCAUGUGCAUUUGCAUCUUCAACGUAUUCCACACGCCAUCGCAUGGCCGCGUCUACCGCAAAGUUCAUCGACUGCUCGGAUGCAUGGCAAUGAUCUCUGGCGUGAUCUCUUUCAUCACCGGUGCAGUCGCGGUGUGGUGGGAGCGCUACACGGAAGACUUGGGGUUUUCCAUCGGCAUUACCGUGGGUGGUGUGCUACAAAUGGGGUGCCAGGGAUAUGGCUGGUACAAAAUUCGACAAGGGAACGUGGGUGCGCACAAAACCGUGAUGCUGGCAACGUUCUAUUACAGCUGCCUUAUUCCGCUUUGGCUGCGCAUCGUGGGCAUCAUUGUCGGUCGACAAGACUUGCCUUUUUGGGUACAGCCAGCAGCGCUGGCAGUCGGGUUGGUGUUUGGUCAGCUCGGGAUCCGAGCUGCACUGGCGAACCGCAUUGUUUAGACCGAACGCCCUGUACAUUCCUGGAGUACAAACAUCUUGCUCGGCGAAACGAAAUGUCACGGCUGUCGCGUUGCAAGGCACAAGUGGUGUUCAGUGGCAGCUUUUGAAGUCCAGAUGAAUGCCUGCCACUUGUGCGUGCGCGCCCGCCGCCACGGCGCAAGGUAAUGUUGAUAAAAAAAC
Molecule: messenger RNA, 848 nt
Organism: Aphanomyces invadans
Lineage: Eukaryota; Oomycota; Saprolegniomycetes; Saprolegniales; Verrucalvaceae
Exons: 1
Coding region: 9-668 (219 amino acids)
Source: RefSeq, a predicted model, not a curated record